This is a messenger RNA of Anguilla rostrata (American eel), 2879 nucleotides long. RefSeq names its product protein kinase, cAMP-dependent, regulatory, type II, alpha A (gene prkar2aa). Gene Ontology annotation, biological process: negative regulation of cAMP-dependent protein kinase activity. Gene Ontology annotation, molecular function: cAMP binding; cAMP-dependent protein kinase inhibitor activity; protein kinase A catalytic subunit binding. Gene Ontology annotation, cellular component: cAMP-dependent protein kinase complex. The record is from RefSeq and is a predicted model, not a curated record. NCBI's taxonomy places the organism in Eukaryota, Metazoa, Chordata, Actinopteri, Anguilliformes, Anguillidae. The transcript is spliced from 9 exons. Bases 1626 to 2879 code for a protein of 417 amino acids.
CCUUGUCCUCGUGACCACGCCUCCGAAGCGAAGCUCGUGGAGUAGAGGGAAAGCCUCACCGCGAGGCAAACACUGAAUGUUUUAUAUAAGGAAUAAUUAAAACUAAUAGAAAAGGCAUUUAAUUGGAUAUUUAUAUCUGGCAUCAAGACAUUUUACUUUCAGGAUAUCGGAUCUGUUAAAUAAGGUUUGUUAGCUACCAUUGUGUUUGCUAAUUUGCGAUUUUCCUUCAGUCGUUCCUUAGCUUUAGCUACAACAGGACUAGCUAGUUAGAAUUUCGCCGGCACAUUAUUGUUGCUUUAAAUGUUAGCAGGAGCGAGCUUGCCAACUAUAGCCAAAUAUAGCUGAACUGGCUAUUAAUUAGCUGCGUUUCAAUAGUUGGAGGCUUUGAUCGUUUUGAAUUUCGCCAGUUCGUUUUCGCUGCUCCCAAACCGCAUUGCAAUUUGGUUAGCGGUCUCGCUUAGCUGUCACUGCCUUACUCUUAUUCAGUGGGUGCAACAUUCCCCACCGAGUUCGCUAGCAAGAUACCUGGAACGAUAAAGACGCUGCUGUGUUCAGCUGGCUAAUCUCGGGAAGACUGUUUAGAGGUGGUCGCUGCACUUUCAAGGAAACUGGUGGGAAAAACAAAGUAGUUUCCUAGCUAGCUUCAGUUAGGAUAUAAGUGUCGCAAAUAGGGGAGGCAGAUAAACAAACUAUCGAGUACUGGCUAGCCACAGGUAAGACGUAUACAUACGCGCCCGUCAAACGAAGUGCACUAUUUGCCUUUCUAGAGCACCACACAAUCAUAGAAUUAUGUAAUAGCAACUACCGGUUAGCUGGUUAGUUUUGUACGAGUACUGAAAUUAGUCCUUUGAAUCAAACUCGUAACUGCCCUUAACUUGAGGAAAACUUCUCAGCUAUCGGUUAAAUCAAUCUUGCUAGCCAACUUGUCUGUCCUCCAUGUUAUUUUACAGGCUAACAAAAUAGAUAACAUUAGAUAGCUACAACUUUGCUCACAUUGGAUAGUUGGCUAACUACGUCGUUAGCCGUAAAGAUUCGGGUUCCGGCCUAGCCAUCAUAUGUUUGGUCGCUAGCUAGCUAACGUUGGUCAUUCACAUUCUGAAUCAACCAGUUGCUUCUUCGGUCAGUUAAAAAGACGGCAAGCUAAUUGACUUUCUAGAUAUCCAUAGUCUUUGUAUAGCAAGCUAGCUAUAGGUAUACAGCAAAUUUAGUCGACAGUGGUAAACGUCCAUAUGCUAUCGAUAGUCCUUUAUAAGCGCACAUUUGUAAAAUCGCAUAGUUGGUCGAGGUGAUGCUGAAGUUGUCAAGUUUGCGUUUCAAAGGCGACAAACUUGGGUACUAGCUUCAAACUAAUUUAUUCCCGUUGUAUCAAGUUUAUGUUCGUCAGAAACGCAUUCGGUUUAAUUUGCUAACUUGAACCGUGCAUCUAGUGCUAGUAACGUUGACCAGCUAACGUUAACUUAGCUACUGUUUGCCAGAUCAGUUUCCGCGAAGCCAAUACAGCUUGUAUGGACUGAUAUAAACGACUUACUUUUUCAUUAUUUUUUUUAUCUUAUACAAAACAUUUCAUAUUCGAAGGAAAAUUAAUACAGCAUUACAAAGCUAGUUGAUAUCACAGAAGUGUAGCCAUGAGUAUCGAAAUACCGGCUGGUUUGACGGAGUUGCUACAAGGCUACACUGUGGAAGUGCUCCGCCAAAGGCCGCCAGACUUGGUGGAGUUCGCCGUUCUCUAUUUCACGCGCCUGCGAGAAAACAGAACCCAAGACGGCGCCGAGCCGGCUACUACAGCCAAGUCUGGAGGGAAAGGGGUGAUGUUUGAUGGGGAGCCGAUGCAGACUGAGUCCAAUGGAGACGACGAAGACGAGGACGACGACUCUGAUUUUGAGCCUCCUCCUCCCAGCAGAUUCAAUCGCAGGGUGUCAGUGUGCGCGGAGGCUUAUAACCCUGAUGAUGAAGAGGAGGACACGGAGCCGCGGAUCGUGCACCCCAAAACGGACGAGCAGCGCUGCAGACUGCAGGAGGCCUGCCGGGACAUCCUGCUGUUCAAGACCCUGGACCAGGAGCAGUUUUCGGAAGUGCUGGACGCCAUGUUCGAGCUGCGGGUGCAGCCGCAGCAGCACGUCAUCGACCAGGGCGACGACGGCGACAACUUCUACGUGAUCGAGAGGGGCGUGUAUGACAUCGUGGUGCGGGGCUGCUGCGUGGGGCAGUACGACAACAAGGGCAGUUUCGGGGAGCUGGCGCUCAUGUACAACACCCCCCGAGCCGCGACCAUCGCCGCCACCACCGAGGGGGCGCUCUGGGGCCUGGACCGGGCCACGUUCCGCAGGCUGAUCGUGAAAAACAACGCCAAAAAGAGGAAAAUGUACGAGAUCUUCAUCGAGUCCGUGCCCCUGCUCAAGUCCCUGGAGCUGUCGGAGCGGAUGAAGAUUGUCGACGUUCUGGGAGUGAGAUCCUUUCAGGAUGGAGAGAAGAUCAUCAUGCAGGGGGAGAAGGCGGAGUGCUUCUUCAUCGUGGAGUCAGGGGAGGUGAAGAUCAUGAUGAAGAGUAAAACCAAGGCCGACCAGCAGGACAACACGGAGGUGGAGAUCGCCCGCUGCAGCCGGGGCCAGUACUUCGGAGAGCUGGCCCUGGUCACCAACAAGCCCCGCGCCGCGUCCGCCUACGCCGUGGGCGAGGUCAAGUGCUUGAGUAAGGCCCUCUGCGUGACCGCACACACACACACACACAUACACACACACACACACACCGUCAGACACACACACACACACACCUACACACACACCACACACACACAGACACACACACACACACACACAUACACACACACACACACACACACACACACACACACACCGUCAGACACACACAUACACACGUAG